This is a messenger RNA of Pochonia chlamydosporia 170, 2610 nucleotides long. Its product is annotated as voltage-gated chloride channel. The record is from RefSeq and is a predicted model, not a curated record. Gene Ontology annotation, cellular component: early endosome; Golgi apparatus; membrane. The transcript is spliced from 7 exons. Gene Ontology annotation, biological process: chloride transport; transmembrane transport. Gene Ontology annotation, molecular function: voltage-gated chloride channel activity. NCBI's taxonomy places the organism in Eukaryota, Fungi, Ascomycota, Sordariomycetes, Hypocreales, Clavicipitaceae. Bases 1 to 2610 code for a protein of 869 amino acids.
AUGGCCGACCGAGAGUACUCCAACACCAGUUCCCAGCCGUCCUCGCCUCGUGCGACCCGUCGGCCAAAUACACUCAACAGAAACCAUUCCAGCAUGGAACCCGACGAGCGCUCUCCCUUGCUGGUAAACACCUCCCGUUCUAGAAUAAGAGAUGGUGGUGCGCCGUCUCCCCGAAUUCCUCAAAUAUCUCGGAACCAUAGCUAUACAGGCAGCUCACGGCCGGUUAGGCACCACAGCAGGCAUGGCUCAUGGGGACAGAGACUCAUGCAGGCCUUGUCCGACCGAAACACCUCCAUGUCGGAGUCUAAAGCAUCGAAUCUUCCCGACGAGAGGGUAUGGUACGAUCAGUUCACCAGCACCGACUGGGUGCACGAUGCUAUUGCGGACUCUCAUCGCGUCAAAGCUUUGAGGAGCCGAAAGGACUUUUGGGGCCGUGUGCGUGUGGCUCUCGAUGGUUGUCAAGGCUGGAUUCUGAGCGCUGUGUGCGGAUUCGUCAUUGCCCUUAUUGCUUAUGCCAUUGAUAUUGCCGAGGUGACCAUCUUCGACUUCAAGGAUGGUUAUUGCUCAAGGGCUUGGUAUCUGAAUGAAAAGAAAUGUUGCCGGCGAGGCCCGUGCGAUGACUGGAGGAGCUGGUCGCAAGCUUUCGACUAUCACCCAUUUGGCGAGAAGUGGACUGAUUUCCUGAUAUACUUGGCCUGCGUCAUUGGCCUAGCACUCCUCUCAUGUUGGAUUGCUCUUGGUACAAAGACGGUGGUGCCUUCUGCAUACCAACUCACCACGCUGGACGAGAAUCUGGCCGCUGUGCCUCAAGCCGUAGGCCAACCAGGUGAUGGGAACUCGAGUGACGAUAGUGCCAGUCCUCGGCAGCAGGAUGAGUCGCAGCAAACGAGUCCGCCAAUGAUAUACUACUCUGCUGCCGGCAGCGGAGUUGCAGAAGUUCGAGUCAUCCUCAGUGGAUUUGUCUUGCACGGCUUUUUGGGUGUCAAGACUCUCAUCAUCAAGUCUGUCGCUCUUGUUUUGAGUGUUGCAUCUGGCCUCAGCUUGGGAAAGGAGGGUCCUUAUGUCCAUAUUGCAGCUUGCGUGGGCAACAUUGCCUGUCGUUUGUUUGCCAAAUAUGAUCGAAAUGAUGCCAAGCGCCGAGAGGUUCUUUCUGCAGCUGCAGCUGCUGGUGUUGCCGUAGCCUUCGGUGCCCCCUUGAGCGGAGUUUUAUUUGGACUGGAAGAAGUAUCAUAUUUCUUUCCUGCCAAGACCUUGUUCAGGACCUUUUUCUGCUGCAUCAUUGCGGCUCUGUCGCUGAAGUUCUUGAAUCCGUACGGCACCCACAAGAUCGUCAUGUUCCAGGUCAGAUAUCUCGUCGACUGGGAAUACUUUGAGCUCGUCAGCUUCGUGUUUGUCGGCAUCCUCGGUGGUGCCCUUGGUGCGUUGUUCAUCAAAGCAUCCCAUUACUGGGCCAAGACCUUUCGCCGCAUCCCCGCCAUCAAGUCAUACCCUCUGCUGGAAGUCUUUCUCGUAGCGCUGGUCACCGGUCUCAUGAGCUACUGGAAUGCUCUCGUCAAGGAACCAGUUGCCAAGCUGCUUCUCAACCUGGCGUCGCCAUGCGAUGGCAACGACGAAAACACGGACGAGCUUGGUCUCUGUCCGGGAUCGGUAAAUGACAUUCCUCCUAUAUUGUUGACCCUCCUUGUUGCCUUCCUUAUCAAAGGAUUCCUCACUGUAAUUACUUUUGGCAUUAAAGUACCGGCAGGAAUCUACAUUCCAUCCAUGGUGGUUGGUGGUUUGAUGGGAAGAAUCGUGGGCCAUCUCGUGCAGUGGUUCGUCCUCUCGGUACCGCAGUGGUCAAUCUUUGGCAACUGCGCAACGGCAGCGGAUGGAUCAUGCAUUCAGCCAGGCGUGUAUGGGCUCAUAGCAGCCGGAGCCACCAUGUGUGGUGUUACGAGACUCUCCGUUACCUUGGCAGUCAUCCUGUUUGAGCUGACGGGCAGUUUGGAUUACGUUCUCCCAUUUUCACUCACCAUCUUGGUUGCCAAGUGGACGGCAGACGCUAUUGAGCCCAAUAGCAUAUACGAUCUUCUGACCAACAUGAAUGCGUACCCAUUCCUAGAUAACAAACACAAGCCCGUCUUCACCAGCGAUUUGGCGGAUAUUGUGACUCGCACUCGGCGAGAACGAGUCAUUGACAUUACCAAUUCGCCCCUUGUACCUGCCACGAGCCUUCGUUCCAAGCUCGAGCUUCUUCAUCGCGCCGGUGAACUUGAUGGCGGCCUUCCAAUCAUCAGGCACGAAGUCUUGGUGGGACUUAUUCCUGCACCAGAUCUGGAAUUUGCCUUGGAUCAGCUUGAAGACGAGCAGACAAGUCUAUGCUUGAUGGAUAGAGUACCAAGCAUUGAUGAAGAUGACGAGGACUACAUGGACCCUACUGAUUUUACGCAGUACAUCGACCCGGCACCGGUUGCAUUGGACAUUCGAUCUCCCAUGGAUCUGGUAUACGAAUGUUUCGUAAAGCUGGGUCUUCGGUACAUUUGCGCCCUUAAGGACGGCAAGUAUAGAGGCAUGAUUCACAAGAAGACAUUUGUGAAGUAUAUUCGGGAGCUUGAAGAGAAGGGAGAAUAG